Messenger RNA from Drosophila serrata, 1648 nucleotides. RefSeq lists its product as uncharacterized. NCBI's taxonomy places the organism in Eukaryota, Metazoa, Arthropoda, Insecta, Diptera, Drosophilidae. The record is from RefSeq and is a predicted model, not a curated record. Gene Ontology annotation, cellular component: nuclear body. Gene Ontology annotation, biological process: positive regulation of DNA-templated transcription.
UGCUCUCCGGAGAACAUCAUUAUACUGCGCAUAGGAGCUACGUUUUUCGUGUGUUUCCCUCUUGAAGAUAAUUAAAAUUUAAUUAUUUGACUUAUUAUUAAGUUUUGUGCUCGCUGGUGACGCUGUGUGCUGUUGUUGUUGCCCCGCUACUGUUCGUGCAUGGAGAGGAGCCUAGCCGCAGAAUGCAACCGACGCAAGAAAAUCUGAUGUGAAGAGUGGAUGCAUGAACAUUAUGCUUGUCUACUAGGAUAAAUCGCUUCAUGUCCUGCUUCAGCUGGCAGACGAAGUCUGUUGGGCGAACCCAGUUGUCGGCAGUGAGACCCAUGUGAAAUGCCUUAUGAAAAAUUCAACAAAAAGCGCCGACAAUGGGAGGAUAGUGGUGUUCUGGAGCUGAUCAAACUAUGGAAAGUCUGCGCCUAUGAGCUGCGCACCAUUAAACGCAAUGGCCAUCUCUAUGUGGCAAUGGCCAAGCAGUUAACUUCUCUGGGUGUCCCUGUAACAGCUCUCGAGGUUCACUUUAAAGUCAACAAUUUAACGCAGCGCUACCGUCAGGAGCAGAAGACCUUCGAAACAACGGGCAUAAUCAGCACCUGGAAGUUCUACAGUCAAGUGGAUGAUGUAUUCAAGAGUCUGGCCGCGCACACCGGUUACAAAGACAAACGCAUGACGAGUGCCUCUAAUACUAGCAGUUUACCCUCUACAUCCGAGUCACCAGUUUGGAAGAAUCCAAUGUCUCAGCAAGAGUUUAAUAGUAACAACACGGAAGGGUUCUAUAAGACCGAGUACGGCAUGCAUCGGCACUUUAUGGAUCACUCCCAACCACCGCCUAAUGCCGGCAGUGUGGACAACUUCAUGGCCUCCUCGGCGGCCGUGGCGGCGGUGGCUGCUGCUGCCUCCGCCCGUUUGGCCGACAACAACAUGGAUCAGCAAAUGAAUGCGGCUGCUGGUGGAAGCGGAGGUAGCGGUGGCGGUGGAAACACCAACGGUGGCGUGGCCAAUUAUCAGAAGAUGAAAAAGUCCCAUGAGGAUUACGACAAGUUCGUGGACAUUGUGAAGAACAUCGUGGACACCCAUAAGAGUACUCCGGACAAGGUGGAUACCUUUGGCGACUUUAUCAAGUCGUACAUGAAGCGCUGGCCAGAGCGUCUGCAGGACGAGGCCAUAAACCACAUUACCAACUAUGUAAUUGUCAAGAAUAUGGAGCAUAGCAUGGUCAGCAGCCACAAUCCGGAGGGGGUGAACAACCGACAAUAACAAUACAAGCAGGAGCCCAACAACUGAACGAGAGUUGUUGGACGAAGCAGCUCCACGAAUUAAGCGGGACGGCAAGCGAGGAUUACUUAAGGUGGCACGCAGUUACUUAACCGCAUCUGAGUUGCAGCCAAGUUCAUCAUGGGACACACACAACAUACACGGCAUACAGUAUUUUUUGUAUAGUUAAAAUAUACAACGGAGUUUUAGUUCUCGUCGGUCGCGCUCCCUCGAAAUCGAAUUGAUUUCGCUAUCGGGGCGAGCGAGAUCCAUCGUACAUAGAGAUCCUAGCGAGUACAUUACGUUUAGACACCAUUUCCUACUGUUUAGCUGUAAACUAUUAUACAUAUAAAUUAAUAAAUGCUUUAACGAUUAUUUAUGAAUAGCACAAAGCAAA